This is a messenger RNA of Exophiala viscosa, 1336 nucleotides long. RefSeq names its product t-SNARE. The coding region runs from base 493 to 1224 and encodes 243 amino acids. Gene Ontology annotation, molecular function: SNARE binding; SNAP receptor activity. Lineage: Eukaryota; Fungi; Ascomycota; Eurotiomycetes; Chaetothyriales; Herpotrichiellaceae. Gene Ontology annotation, cellular component: SNARE complex; membrane; endomembrane system. The record is from RefSeq and is a predicted model, not a curated record. Gene Ontology annotation, biological process: vesicle fusion; intracellular protein transport; Golgi vesicle transport. The transcript has 2 exons.
AGUCAAAGAAGCCCUCGAAAAGCUUACCACCGUGUCGGAUGGCAAGUCGAGACGAGGUCAAUUGAUGUAUGAAGAACUUCAGGGAGGAACUAAAAAAGAGGCAACCUAAGACUCGUUGUCAGUCCACGGUCGAUUACGCCAGACGUUUCAUGUCUGAGGAAGCCAUCAUCUGAAUGCGAGAAGCAUCCUCAGUAGAGCUGAAUGUACAAAAGCAAGCCUUGCAAUGGCAUUGUUGUUGCUUGUUGCAGUAUACCUAUAGAUAUGUUUGCUGGCGCCUGCACAGCCUUGCCAUAGUAUUAGGGUGUUUAGCCUCGCGGCGACUCGGCCAAUAACUUUCCGACCCGUCGUGCCAGAGGUCGAUGUUGAUCACGCUUCAUAUUCAUGCAUCCCGCUGUCGAGACAAAACCAAUAAUGCAAUAACGACUCCAUAUGAAUGCCUUAUGGGCUGAUUAUAUCAAAGAAGAGACUACCGCCCGUUGAGGGAACCAUACAAUGGCGUUUCCUCAAUCCGAGGACCCCUUCCUCGAAGUCCAAACAGAUGUCCAGUCGACCCUCCAAGCCACACGGCACCUCUUCUCCUCAUACCUGCGCAUCCGUACACUCUCGACAUCUGCCACAUCGCCCGAGUUGCAGCAGUCGCGUACCGAAUUACGCUCCAACCUCGAAACCCUUACUAGUGACCUCGCAGACCUCCUCGAGGCGGUAUCUGCCGUCGAAUCAGAUCCUUAUCGUUUUGGCCUUGAUGUAGCAGAAGUGCAACGUCGGAGGCAGUUUGUCAAAGAUGUGGGCGACGAAGUCGAGGGCAUGCGCCGUGAGUUGGAAGAUGUCACGUCCGACACGCAUAUCGCGGGACCUGCUGGAAAGCAACCCCAACACGCCUCAUUCCAAGAUGAUGCCAAUAUGGACGAUGAUCCGUACGGAGAAUUUGAGGCCCAGCAGCAGGCUACGAUCAUGGCCGAGCAAGAUGAGCAACUUGACGGUGUGUUCCAGUCAGUGGGCGUACUACGUGGUCAGGCCGAAGACAUGGGCCGAGAGCUUGAAGAGCAAGGACAUAUGCUGGACGAGGUAGACACGCUCGCAGAUCGCGUGGGUGGGAAACUCAACGUUGGUGUCAAGAAGGUGGGCGAAGUCAUCAGGAAGAACGAGGACAGCGUCAGCAGUUGCUGCAUUGCUGUGCUGAUCGUCGUUUUGAUCAUCCUGUUGAUUCUGGUUAUUGUCAUUUGAGGAUGAGGAACGUCCUCUAAAAAGGAAAAGACAAGGCAAAAGCGAAAGAGAGAGCCCUGCGGAUGAUUUAUCUAUCACCACAGAUUAUCCUAUUCUGAAGCAAGCGAUUAUG